Messenger RNA from Daphnia pulex (common water flea), 646 nucleotides. RefSeq lists its product as uncharacterized. The coding region runs from base 48 to 506 and encodes 152 amino acids. The record is from RefSeq and is a predicted model, not a curated record. The transcript has 2 exons. Lineage: Eukaryota; Metazoa; Arthropoda; Branchiopoda; Diplostraca; Daphniidae.
CGUCAGAUCGUUUCUUGUCGGUAACCAAACCCCUCGUCGACUGGAAAAUGAUCAAAAUAGCGAUUUUACUCGUUUGCGUUGCCGUUUCUUUUGCUGAGCCCCAACGUCCAAAUUUUUACCUUCCGAUUCCAUUCAACCAACAUGGGAGUGUUGGACCGUACAACUACGUUCGCGUGAUGCAGCAACCCUUUCAUCAUCCAGUCAACCGGGUCCCUAUCGUAACGACCAAUAGAUUACCCAGUCCUUCCUACCCAACUAUCGUUCGGUUACCUGCUCUGCCCAGUCUGCGUCAAUUCAGACUUCCGCCAGGUGGUUAUUUCAUCAUCCCAGCUUCAGCACUUUACGGACAGCAACAUGAAUCUUCCAUCCUGGCGGCGCAAAGGUUUUUCCGACCGAUCGGUUUACCAACAGCUCCACAGGUACGUCCAGCUGGCGCCGAGGAUGACGAAUGCCAAGAUGACUCGGCAGACCUUCAGUCUACAGAAGAGACUGAAGAGCAAAUCUAAAAUUAGUGCAUUAACAUUAAAUGUUGUCUUUAAAAAUAUUUCCGAGUUACUUGUGGUAUAAAGGGGGAGGGGUGGACACACACACAGCAUUUGGGGAACUAAAAAUCAGCAAUAAUAAAAAAUACUUUAUUUAAAUCAAA